GUGGCGUAUCAGGCGCUACUGCUCCUUGUUUGUGUGUUUCCUGACGUUUGAUCCUGUUGGUUGCUUCUCCGCCUGGGUUGCGUGAACGUUCUCUUGCACGGUUCUCGUGCCCCGCCUCAGGGACCGUCUUCCUCGUUGCGCCGUUCUCGUGCGCUGUUUGGUCUUUUGCUCUUCCAUAAUUACCAAAAUGUCCCGAAUUCGUCUUGGUGAACGUGGGCUAUACGGUAGUUUUACGCUCUGCGUCGUGUCUCCUCAGCAGCGGCCGUUCCGGGCCGUCGUCCUCUUCCCCAACCUCCCAAAGGGGUCGCCCGGUUGGCAGUUACAGUCACCCUCUUUACGAUCCCGCCCGCGUUCUCCUUCCCCCUCCGUGUACGUCCACUGCGUGUACACCCGCCACCAUCUCGUGCACAUGCCUUCUUCGAGGCGAUCUCCCAGGAGGCCGUGGGUACAAAUACCACGCGCUCCCGUUUGCUCAACCUGCAAGCCUCAAGAGCAGAGAGCGAGAGAGAGGUUUGAUCACGGUCGAUCAAAGAGAGUUUUAGGUCAAGAUUACACACAGAGCACAACAAGAAAUUGAAACAAAUACCACACCGCAAAUAGAUUGGUGUAGACUGUGUGGUGAUGUAAUUGUUUCUACAUCCACUUCUUUUUACCUUCAAUUGAAGUUUAUUCUAUGCGCGUCGGGCUUUUACUGCAGUGAGCAUACCUCGAUGGCGACUGUGACGGUGUUGCACUUCUCCAAAGGCUCCUGCACCAGUGCUGGGGGUUUCGUUGAUUCCGAGCCAAGGUCCUUCCAGGGCAGAAGAAUUCCAAACUCGAGGAACCAAAUUACUGCUUACAAAGGAUUGAGAUCUGAAAACAUAGUUGAUUCGCUUCGGCUGCAGUCCAACGCCAAGGCGACCUCAACCCAAGCGAAGACGGCCACUCGGCGUGCCAGCCGUAGACCUUUGGCUGUCGUCGUAUGCGGAAAAGGGAUGAACUUGGUCUUUGUCGGUGCCGAGAUGGCUCCCUGGAGUAAAACCGGAGGACUCGGCGACGUUCUCGGAGGACUGCCACCAGCCAUGGCGGCAAAUGGACACAGAGUCAUGACUAUAGCUCCACGCUAUGAUCAGUACAAGGACGGAUGGGAUACAAGCGUGCAGGUUGAGUUGAAAGUUGGGAACAGAGUCGAAACAGUUCGCUUCUUCCACUGCUACAAAAGGGGAGUCGACAGGGUCUUCGUUGAUCACCCUAUGUUUCUCGCCAAGGUGUGGGGAAAGACCGGAGGAAAGAUAUAUGGUCCUGUCACAGGAACAGAUUACGAAGACAACCAGCAAAGAUUCAGCCUUUUCUGUCAGGCAGCUUUAGAAGCUCCAAGGGUUCUACAUCUCAACAACAGUGAAUACUAUUCCGGGCCAUAUGGGGAGGAUGUUGUGUUCAUCGCGAACGAUUGGCACACUGGUCUUCUUCCAUGCUACUUGAAGAGCAUGCACCGAUCACGCGGGAUUUACAGGAACGCAAAGGUUGCCUUCUGCAUUCAUAACAUCGUCUACCAGGGCCGAUUUGCCUUGUCGGACUUUGCACUGCUUAAUCUUCCUGAUGAAUUUAAAUCUUCUCUCGAUUUCACCGACGGGUACGACGAGCCCGUGAAAGGAAGGAAAAUAAAUUGGAUGAAGGCUGGUAUUAUAGAAUCGGAUAGGGUCGUCACAGUGAGUCCGCAUUAUGCACUAGAACUUGUAGGGGAAGAAACUGGGGUCGAGUUGGACGGCGUCCUGCGCAUGACUGGUGUCACUGGAAUCGUGAAUGGGAUGGACGUUAGCGAAUGGAAUCCAUCGACGGACAAAUACAUAUCUACCAAUUAUGACACAGCAACCGUGAUGGAUGCAAAACCUCUGAAUAAGGAAGCUUUACAAGCUGAAGUUGGUUUGCCCGUCGACCGAAACAUCCCUGUUGUAGCCUUUCUCGGCAGAUUGGAAGAGCAGAAAGGCUCAGAUAUUUUUGCCAAAGCUAUUCCAGAAUUCAUGGACGAGAAUGUCCAAGUGAUAGUGCUGGGCACUGGGAAGAAGAAGCUGGAGCGUCAGCUUGCAGAGCUCGAAGACAUGUUUCCGGAUAAAUUGAGAGCACACUUGAAGUUCAAUGUACCUUUGGCUCAUGCGAUCAUGGGAGGAGCAGAUCUUCUAGCUGUUACCAGCAGAUUCGAACCGUGUGGCCUCAUCCAGCUUCAGGGCAUGCGAUAUGGAAUUCCCGCCGUGUGCAGCACGACUGGUGGACUUGUUGACACUGUCAAGGAAGGCAUCACCGGGUUUCAUAUGGGUCGCUUCAGUGCCAAUUGCAAUGUCGUUGACAAGGAGGACAUAGAAAAAGUUGUGAAAACUGUGAAAAGGGCCAUUAAUGUCUACCGUACUCCGGCCUUCGCCCAGAUGAUUCAGAACUGCAUGAAACAGGACCUCUCCUGGAAGGGACCUGCCAAGAAGUGGGAGCAGUUUCUCAUGAGCUUAGGAGCCACCGGUAGCGAGCCCGGCAUUGAUGGGGAGGAAAUAGCUCCUCUCGCAAUGGAAAACAUGGCCACCCCGUGAAAGUGAUCGAUGUCUGCCUUCGGUGUCGGAGUUAAUUUGUCCGUAAAGGAAUAAAUGGUGUCUGCAUAAGCUGAUAUUUUACUCAACUUUGCUUGUGUUAGUGCAUGCUUCAUCUCUCUCUCUGAUGAGGGAUACCUGUUGUGAAUGAAGUACGAUGUCUGUCUAUAUUCCUGUACUGUUGUGAAUGGUGUAGGUGUCGAAUCUGCUCUUUGUGAC
This is a messenger RNA of Musa acuminata AAA Group (dessert banana), 2771 nucleotides long. RefSeq names its product granule-bound starch synthase 1, chloroplastic/amyloplastic-like. The record is from RefSeq and is a predicted model, not a curated record. Gene Ontology annotation, molecular function: alpha-1,4-glucan glucosyltransferase (UDP-glucose donor) activity. Bases 711 to 2555 code for a protein of 614 amino acids. NCBI's taxonomy places the organism in Eukaryota, Viridiplantae, Streptophyta, Magnoliopsida, Zingiberales, Musaceae. The transcript has 15 exons.